AUGAAGGAGGCUCUGGGGAAAGCUCUGGGCUGGGCCUCCCUCCCUUCGGCCUGCCCCCUGGCCAAGCCCCCACUACUGAUGGCCAAGGGGAGCUGUUUUGCGUGGGAGGUGUGGAGAGGGGCCUCUCUUUAUAGCCAAGUGAAUAAAGGCAUCUUUUCACAGUCAGAGGCAACCAAAUUGAGGCGGACAGAGAUGGAAGAGCAGGACCCAGAAAGAUCUGGGAAGAGAGCAGGGAAAGACCCCUAUCUCGUCCAUGCUGGGAGUGGUGUUGCAUUCUGGGAGAGAGCCGUGCCAGAGGUCUGGGAUCGGGAGCCCCUGAACUCAGAAGUCCUUUCCCGACACUUCCGGCAGUCCCGCUACCGUGAUGCCGACGGGCCCCGCGAGGUUUGCAGCCGGCUCCAUGGACUUUGCAGUCACUGGCUGAAGCCGGAGAGAAACUCCAAGAAGCAGAUCCUGGACCUGGUGACCCUGGAGCGGUUCCUGACCAUCCUGCCCCACGAAAUGCAGCGCUGGGUCAGAGGGUGUAGCAAAGAGGCAGCGUUGAUCUGUUCCCUUUGCAGAGGUGUAAAAACAGCUGCUGUACCUCCUGUCCAGUCUGUCGUUCCCUUUGAGGAGGUGGCCGUGUAUUUCACAGAGGCUGAGUGGGCUCUGUUGGAUCCAGACCAAAGAGCUCUCUACGAGGACGUCAUGCUGGAGAACUACGGGAGCGUGGCCUCUCUGGCGGCAGAUGUAGAGGAGACAGUUGGGGGAUGCCAGCAGUUCUAUGUGGAAAACGCCAAGGAUGAAGAUUCCAAAGAAAAGCUCAAGGAUGAAGACAGACUACAGAGGCAGGAGGGAAGUCGUGUGGAUGAGAGAACGAACAGGCCAAUCCAGUCCCAAGGAGGAGGCGUCUGUGAAAUCCUAGUUCAAGAAAUUAAAUCAACCAACACAAGAAGGAAUGACAGCCUCCAUUCUAACCAGACAAUCUGCUCCAGGCAAAAUGAAAGUGUUGCAUUUGGAAAGAUCCUCCAUGAGAACAUCAGUCUUAUUUCUGAGAGGCAAAUCCCCUUAGGAGAGAAACCAUAUGAUUGCAUGAAGCGCAGAAAGACUUCCAGUGGGAAAUCAGCACUUUCUUUACUUCAAAGAAUUCACCCAGGGGAUGAGCAGUGGAAUUUGGGUGAUGAGGAAGUGCAUAAGCUAUUGCCAAAGAAAGUGAAGAAGGAUGAUCUGAAAGGAACCUUCAGGAAUCAAGGGGGACCUAAGAGUCCGAAAGGAAGUCAAAUGGUCGAGGAGAAGGAUACUCUCAUUUCUCGUCAAGAGCAGGAUUUCCAUGAGCUAAUCUAUACAGUAGACAAAGUAUAUAAGUGCUUAGAGUGUGGAAUGAAUGUCUCAGAUCAAAGCCAAUGUGAGAUGUAUUUGCAAAUGCACAGUGGAAGGAAGACCCAUCAGUGCUUGGAGUGUGGCAAGACUUUCCUUUGCAGAGUAGAGCUCCUUAGGCAUCAAAUAAAACACAAAGGAAAGAAACCUUUUAGCUGCUCAGACUGUGGCAAGAGCGUCUCAGAAAAAUCAGAUCUUUUUCAACACCAAAAAACUAAUUCAGGAGAUAAUCCAUUAAUGUGCUUAGAGCAGGGAAUUACCUCUGGUAGAAGAAAGGGUAAUGUACAAAUUCCAAAGCACAGUAUAAUGAGGGCACAUAAAUGCUUUCGGUGCAGAAAGUUCUUCAGCAACAGAUCAAAAUUCCUUGUGCACCAAAGAACUCACACAGGAGAGAAACCUUUUGAAUGCUUCGAGUGUGGAAAGAGAUUCAAUCAGAGUAGCAAUCUUCAACAACAUCAAAGAACUCACACAAAAGAGAAACCUUUUGAAUGCUCAGAGUGUGGAAAGAGAUUCAGUCAGAGUGGCCAUCUCCAACAGCACCAAAGUACUCACACAAAGGAGAAACCUUUUCAAUGCUCGGAGUGUGGAAAGAGAUUCAGUCGGAGUAGCAAUCUUCAACAGCAUCAGAGAACUCAUACAAAGGAGAAACCUUUUCAAUGCACAGUAUGUGGCAAGAGAUUCAGUCACACUAGCACUCUUCAACAGCAUCAAAGAACUCACACAAAGGAGAGGCCUUUUGAAUGCUCAGAGUGUGGAAAGAGAUUUAGUCGGAGUAGCAAUGUUCAACAGCAUUGAAGAACUCACACAAAGGAAAGACCGUUUGAAUGCUCAGAGUGUGGAAACAGAUUCAGUCAGAGUAGCACUCUUCAACAGCAUCAAAGAUCCCACACAAAGGAGAGACCGUUUGAAUGCUCAGAGUGUGGAAAGAGAUUUAGUCGGAGUAGCAAUCUUCAACAGCAUCAAAGAACUCACACAAAGGAGAGACCGUUUGAAUGCCCAAAAUGUGGAAAAAGAUUCAAUCGGAGUAGCGCUCUUCAAGAGCAUCAAAGAACUCACACAGGGGAGAGACCUUUUGAAUGCUCAGAGUGUGGCAAGAAAUUCAGUAGAAGUAGCAAUCUUCAACAGCAUCAG
Molecule: messenger RNA, 2487 nt
Organism: Sphaerodactylus townsendi
Lineage: Eukaryota; Metazoa; Chordata; Lepidosauria; Squamata; Sphaerodactylidae
Product: zinc finger protein 345-like
Exons: 6
Biological process (GO): regulation of transcription by RNA polymerase II
Molecular function (GO): DNA-binding transcription factor activity, RNA polymerase II-specific; RNA polymerase II cis-regulatory region sequence-specific DNA binding
Source: RefSeq, a predicted model, not a curated record